AUGCAAAAGUUCGAAGCUACCUGGGCGCAUGCCGACGUAGAGGCACCGAGCAACGAUCAGAAGAAGCUUGUCAGAUGCUGCCCUCCUCCUCUCUUCCUCCGAAUCCUCCGCUCUUCCUUUGUCUGGCUCAUUGCAGCCAUUGUGCUGAUCGGGAUAGUGGUAGAUCAUUUCGUGAUGCUAUCCAACUCAAAGUUUGCUGCUGCUCUUGGACAAGCUAAAGUCCUCCACGGGUUGGACACCUCCCGCAACUCCGUGGAGACUUGGAUGGGAGGAGGAAGGCGCAGCAAUGGAGGGAGAGCAGUGCUGGGUCGCUGGUCACAGAAGAGAGGUGUGCUUCCCGGACCGGGAAUGUCCGUCCCCUCCUCCUUCCACUGGACUCUUCCUCCCGGGCAACACCCUCCUGCUGGGAUCAAGUCAGCAUCUUCGCAAGCAAAGCUCGACAAGUCGAACUUUCUCGCCCUGCCCGUGGGCAUCGCAACGGCGUUGAUGCGUCAGCGCAGCAAACAAGAGGAAAAGAACGGCAUUGAAUUCACUCCUCUUCACCAUGAUAGCGCACUUCAGGCCCUUCAGACCGAGAUCCCACAAGCAGCGCUAUCCUCGCAGACUCACAAGAACUUGCUGCGCAUGAAGAAGCUCCUGACCCUUGCAAAACGCGUCAAGGUCUUCAUGGAGAAAGACCCAAAAUGCUCCGACGCCCGGAACCUCCUCCAUCAACUCCGUCGUGUCGAGUCUAUGCCAAGGAAGUAUGAGGACGUCAUGAGCUAUCCCUUCUCCUCCCACCUCCUCUACUGGGGCAGCUUCCUCCGCCUGCAGUUCGAUGGGUCGGGUGUUCUCUUCUACAAGUCCGGGCAGGCGGCGUACAAGGGCGGGUGGAAGGAAGGGAGGAUGGAGGGAGAGGGGAGCAUGUGGGACGAGAAGGGAAGGCUGCUGUGGAAGGGGAAGUUUAUGAGAGGGCUGCCUGUGCGAACAUGGAGAGAUUAUUUCUGA
This is a messenger RNA of Guillardia theta CCMP2712, 987 nucleotides long. RefSeq lists its product as hypothetical. NCBI's taxonomy places the organism in Eukaryota, Cryptophyceae, Pyrenomonadales, Geminigeraceae. The record is from RefSeq and is a predicted model, not a curated record. The transcript is spliced from 5 exons. The coding region runs from base 1 to 987 and encodes 328 amino acids.